Messenger RNA from Histoplasma mississippiense, 2088 nucleotides. RefSeq lists its product with no specific name. The coding region runs from base 1 to 2088 and encodes 695 amino acids. The record is from RefSeq and is a predicted model, not a curated record. Lineage: Eukaryota; Fungi; Ascomycota; Eurotiomycetes; Onygenales; Ajellomycetaceae. The transcript has a single exon.
AUGGCUUUCCGUCUACCUACACAUCUUCCGCAAAGGCAGCAGGCCUACACUGCUGCCCCUCAACCUUCCAGCUUGGAGAUCAGAUCUGCAGUUGCGAACCCUCAAAAUCCCUGUCAACAGCAUCACCACCACCAACAACAGCAGCAGGAACAGCAACAACAGGAACAGGAACAACAACAGCAUCAAGUUGAAGAGUCGACAGAAUGGGUCCUCUUUUCUCCAUCUCAAGCCGGCUCCACUACGGCCCGCACCCAUACCACCUCCACUGAAAAGACCCCCCGCACAGCUGGCCUGUCGCAAGUCAGCGAUUUUGGGUCACUGGACUCUCCACAAUCCCAAUCCGAAGAUGAUGAACUUGAUGAUGACCAGUUGGAAGAUGAUACCGCAGAGCUUGACAGCCUGGAUGAUGGUCUACAUGCCUUUCGUGAGCCUUCUGGAUACAGGAUGAUAUCUACUGAAGCAGCCCCUCAUGAUUCCGCCAUUCUCCCAACACAUGAUGGCCUGGGUAUGUUUGCCCCUUCGAGUCAAGAUGUACAGGAUCAGCUCUGGCAACAUGAACAACACAAUCCGCGACGAAGAAGAGAGGGAAAACAUAUAAGGCGGUCUAAUGAACAGAAACAACUGGAGACUAUGGAAGAAAUCCAGGCUCGUGAGAUUGAGUAUGACAGAUGGCGGCGGAUUGAGCAGUGGAGGACGGAACAGAGUCGAGCGUUGUUGCAGGAGUUUGAGAAAGAGACAAGGUGGAGAAGAAAUAGCCGGGCUGGUCACGCUGGUGAAAGGUUAGUGGCUCGACAGGCUUUUGGAAGCGGUACCUGGGAAAUCGAUCUGGAAACGAACGCCCGCGAACUUGGUGCUCAAGAAGCCCGAUCGAGCCAGGCUGGAGAGUUGCAGGACGAUGAUGGUGGUGCAGGUGCUGUUUCUGCUGACGAUGAGUCGUUCUGGAGGAGGAUCACACGGAAAGUAAUUCAGGACUUAAUCGGCAUCGACCACUCUUUGCUUUCGGUCAUCUUAGGGGAAUCACUUGUGCCGGAGCAAAGAGAGCAAGAUGGAAGGUCUACGCUAAACGAUUUCAGCGACACCACAUCAAAUCGCUUGCACGAGCCUUUGAAUAUGGGCGGGGUCAUGAACGCCGUGGAUGAUGUCCCACGAACUGGCGAUUAUUGGCAUGAAAGACUCCUGGAGCGUAUUGCUCGCGAGUUGGGCAUUUUGGUCCAUCAGUUAUGCGAACAUCCGGGUGCUUUCAGCACUUAUGUUCAUUCUUCUGCAUCUAUUUCAAAACAGUAUGCUGGCAUACCCAUUAUUUCCCCACCUCCUUCGACUACCAUAUCAUCUAUCCCCCCUCAAAGCUCGUCAAAUAACACAACAUCCAAUCCUGCGUCGACAUAUUCUCCCCAUUACGAAUUCGGCCCCACCCUCCAUGACGCAGUUACCUCUGCAUUUGAAAUUGGAGAAGAAGCACCCCUCUCUCCUUACAACCUCAAUACCCAGCCCGUGCCAUCAGCAGCCGCAGGCCAACUCCCCUCAAGCUGCGAAGCCAUCUCAGAAACCUCUCGCCUGGAGCGCGAGCGCGAGUACUGGGAACGCGAACUAGAUGUCAAAAUGGUCUUCCACUUUCUCCGCAACCGCUUCAUCAGAAAUAUUCCCUUCACAAGCGAUAACGAGAAAAACACAUCCUCACUCCGUCGCAGCUCUGCCACCGCUCUCUCAACUUUUCCGAUUGAUGAGCAGGACCCAUCACACCGCGCUGCCAUAAUUCGGCAACAUCAUCCCCUCGUCGCGCGCGCCCAUGCCCGUUCCCAAUCUCAAAGUCAACGGAGCAGAGCCCGGCAGCAAGCGCAAUGGUCCUCAACAUCUGUCUCUGGCUCUUCCGUGGCAGGACCCAUCAGUCCCCUCCUGCGCCAUCGCAUCCGCCACCCCAGCUCCAGUUGCACAAGCCAAAACGCUAGGAUGCCUGUGGUCUCGGGGAAGCGGACGAUGGCAGGUGGUAGCGGGUCGAGUCGACAUUACUGGGAUAUCGGGGGCAGUGUGGGAAGCGGAAGUGUGGUUGUUUCCGCGGUUGGGGGCACGGGGACUUGGGUGGAUGUUUAA